Messenger RNA from Moneuplotes crassus, 2001 nucleotides. Lineage: Eukaryota; Ciliophora; Spirotrichea; Euplotida; Euplotidae. The record is from the annotation of a GenBank genome assembly.
UAAAUCCCAAAUGGAGGGUGCAAGCCAAGCUGAUUCGUAUAUAGAUGGAUCCAAGCUACCAAAGAUCAGAGUUGUAGUCAGAAAAAGACCCAUGAGCCAGAAAGAAAUUAAUAAAAACGAACAAGAUGUCGUUGAGUGAUUUGAGCCCCAGACUGUUGUAGUUAAAGAAUUAAAGGAAAAAGUCGACUUAACAAAAUAUAUCGAGGAACACCAUUUCGUAUUCGACCAGGUCUUCGAUGAAGCUAUUUCUAAUCAAGAUUUUUAUGUACAAGUAGUUCAACCUUUAGUAUCUGCGUUAUUCUUGGGAUCAAAGGUUACGUGCUUCGCCUACGGCCAGACUGGAAGCGGUAAAACACAUACCAUGAUGGGUCCUCCCGGUGACUCCGAACACAAAAUACCCGGAAUGUACUUGCUCGCUGCCAACGACAUUUUCGCACUGAUGGAAGACGACUCAAUGAGCGACUUCUCAGUGUACAUUUCGUUCUACGAGAUCUACUGAGGAAAACUCUACGACUUGUUGAACGGCCGCAAACUCGUGCAUGCCAGAGAAAACGCAAGCCAGAAAGUCAAAAUUAUGGGGCUGACUGAGGCCCAGAUCACGAGUGUCGAAGAAACGAUGGAGGUCAUCGACUUCGGCCUGAGUUCGCGGACCACAGGCACCACCGCCAUGAACUCGGACUCGUCGAGGUCGCACGCAGUUCUUCAGAUUGCGAUAAAGCAGGACAACGGCAAAUUGUUCGGCAAGAUGUCAUUCAUCGACUUGGCUGGAAGUGAGAGAGGAGCAGAUGCAUUCGACAGUAAGAAAGAGACCAGAAUGGAUGGAGCAGAAAUUAACAAAUCUUUACUUGCCUUAAAAGAAUGUAUCCGAGCUCUGGAUCAAUCUAAGAAGCAUACACCAUUCAGAGGAAGUAAGUUGACUAUGGUCCUCAAGGAUUCUUUUCAAGGUAACAAAUGUAAGACUGUAAUGGUAGCUAACAUCGGGCCAACAAUCAGUUGCUGUGAACACACUUUGAACACUUUAAGAUAUGCAGACAGAGUUAAGGAACUCAAGAAAGAGAAUAGAGAUACCUCCAACUCCCUAAUGCUCCCUAGGCAAUCCAAUAAUUCGAAAAAGUAUGAAUUGAAAAGGAAAUAAUUCAUUCGAAGGGAAGAAAAAGCUCACAGGGAUGGCUGCCAUUCAAAACAAUAUGGAAAACAAGAAAAUUAGCAAGACCAAUAGCAGUAGACCCCAAACAGCAGCCUAUACCAAAGGGAACCUUUCUCGGGCAAAGACUGGAAUCCCUGGUAUAGGGGGUGGGCCAACACUUACCAAGAAGCCAAAAUCAGAAUCUUCAAAUGCAGGACUGAAAGGGGUAAACCAAAACAGGAUACAUCAACUUCUCCAAAAUAAUCCGAGCGGAGCAGCUGCAACAAUGAACAAGAAGAUAGUUCACCAGGACAACUUUGAAAAUGACAUUGACGUUGAGAGAAGGCUUGAUGCCAACAUCGAGAACGCACAUCGGAUGAGGAAGGAAUCCAACACCAUCGAUACUGAAUCAAGUAUGCCUAAGCAUUCCAUGUAUCAACAAGAGCCUGCUAGCUCCCAGCAGGACUACUACAUCGAUGAUGAGCCUUUGCUAGAGACUGGCAUGCCAACCGAAGAGCCAGUAGACUCUGACCUCCAAGAUCUCAAAAUGAACCAUGACAAACUGGUUGAUUUGAUUCUCAAAGAGGAGGAUGACUUGAUCUCUGACCAUCACAAGUUCAUUGAAAACACAAUAAAUUCAGUCAAAGAGCAGGAGAAACUGAGACAUGAAGUUAAUCUACCCGGAAGUGAUGUGGAAGAUUAUAUUAUCAACCUGGAUCGUCUUCUGCUAACGAUGCAGAAUGGAAUAUCCUCUAUCAGGAACAAUAUUUCGAGCUUCCAUACACACAUCAAGCAGGAGAAAGAUCUCAGUAGUAAGUUUUACACGAUGCAAAUGGAACAAGCAGAUGUUGCUCCCGAUUUAGAUGACUAUUAAG